Meyerozyma guilliermondii ATCC 6260 is the source of this 1017-nucleotide messenger RNA. Its product is annotated as FTR1 family protein. NCBI's taxonomy places the organism in Eukaryota, Fungi, Ascomycota, Pichiomycetes, Serinales, Debaryomycetaceae. The transcript has a single exon. Gene Ontology annotation, biological process: iron ion transmembrane transport. Gene Ontology annotation, cellular component: plasma membrane; high-affinity iron permease complex. Gene Ontology annotation, molecular function: ferrous iron transmembrane transporter activity. The record is from RefSeq and is a predicted model, not a curated record. Bases 1 to 1017 code for a protein of 338 amino acids.
AUGGUAAAUGUCUUCAAUGUGCAAAUCUUUUUCAUCGUUUUCCGUGAAUCCCUAGAGGCCAUUGUGGUUGUCUCGGUGUUGCUUGCGUUCCUUAAACAAGGUCUUGGCCAGGCCACGGAAGACCCAACAACAUACAAACGAUUGGUGCGACAGGUUUGGGCCGGGAGUAUACUGGGGGUAAUUCUAUGUUUGAUUUUGGGAUGUGCUUUUAUUGGAGCUUUUUAUUCGUUGAAAAACGAUAUUUGGACCAAGUCUGAGGAUAUCUGGGAGGGAAUUUUCUGUAUCAUUGCAACUGUCUUGAUUUCACUUAUGGGUAUAGCCAUGUUGCGAAUCAACAAAAUGAAGGAGAAAUGGAGAGUCAAGUUGGCUCAGGCAUUGAUUAAGGAGCCAGAAAAGAAAGCUGAUCGGUUUAAAAUUGGUUACUUGACGAAAAAAUAUUGUAUGUUCAUUUUACCUUUUAUCACCUGUUUGAGAGAAGGCUUGGAAGCAGUGGUUUUCGUUGGUGGUGUGGGAUUGAAUAGUCCUGCUACAGCCUUUCCCAUUCCUGUAAUUUGUGGAAUCAUCGCUGGUGUUUUCGUGGGCUUUUUGUUGUACUAUGGAGGCUCCACCAUGUCCAUGCAAAUUUUCUUGAUUUUUUCCACCUGUGUUCUUUACCUUAUUUCGGCCGGAUUGUUCUCUCGUGGUAUUUGGUACUUUGAAAGUCAUGUUCUUAGUGUCCAGACGGGAGGAGAUGCAUCGGAAAACGGUUCUGGUCCAGGAACUUACGAUAUUAGUAAGUCGGUGUGGCAUGUCAAUUGUUGCAAUCCAGAGACUGAUAACGGUUGGGAUGUCUUCAAUGCUUUAUUAGGCUGGCAAAAUUCUGCCACCUACGGCUCGGUGAUCUCAUACAACAUCUACUGGCUUGCUCUUAUUGUUGCAAAUUGCAUUGAUGCUUUACGAGGAAAAGAAGGGCCACUUGCCUUUCUGCAAGAACUUGAAGUUGAUCGAAUUGAACCCUAUGUAUCAUAUCAAGGGUAA